Molecule: messenger RNA, 1653 nt
Organism: Aspergillus uvarum CBS 121591
Lineage: Eukaryota; Fungi; Ascomycota; Eurotiomycetes; Eurotiales; Aspergillaceae
Product: cytochrome P450
Exons: 3
Coding region: 1-1653 (550 amino acids)
Molecular function (GO): steroid hydroxylase activity; iron ion binding; oxidoreductase activity, acting on paired donors, with incorporation or reduction of molecular oxygen
Source: RefSeq, a predicted model, not a curated record
AUGAGAGUUUAUCCUAAUGCACACCCGUUGCUUGCACCGGAACUAGGAGAUUGGUUCCUGUUCCUUAUUGCCGGCUCGCUUUUGUUCUGCCUCGUGAACUAUGUAGUGGGUGCCGUUCUGUUUCAUAGAGGAACCGCCAAUAAGUCCGGGUUCAAGACACCACCGCUGGUGCCCAGCGUUCUUCCCAUUUGGGGCCACUUCUCUUUCCGAAUGAUCGUGGAUCCGCGGGGAUGGGCUCUCUCAGCGAGGAAUCUAUUUGGGAAUACAACCCCCGUGAGGGCGCGGUUCCUGGCCAAUGACGUCUACAUCUUCCAAGGGACAAAGAACCUACAUGCCUUCUUUCGCCAGCGCGAUCUCUCGUCCUUCAAUCUGCAUGGGUUUCUACUCGACCGCGCCUUUGGGCUGCCCGCUGCUGCGGUGAGAACCUACACGAAAGAUGACUCGGGGGCCUACCCCAAGCCCUAUCCGGAGAGCCAGGUCGAGCCGCGCAACCGACUGGAAUAUCAGCUGGAGCGCAGCUUACAUCGCUUUCUGCUCGGGCCGGGCCUGCUGCCUCUCACACGGCGAUUCCAGCGUGCGAUCGCGCAGCGCUUCUACACCCUCCCCAUCGGCGGCGACUGGGUCCCGUGGGAUAAUCUCGUCACCUUCUUCGAGCAGGAGCUGGCGGCACCGUUCCUCAAUUCCCUCUGCGGGGACUAUCUUCUGCGGGCGCACCCGGACUUUCUGACGAACCGAUGGGCCUUUGAGAACAACAUCUGGUCGAUGAUCGCAGGUCUCCCGAGGUUUCUGGCUCCGCGGGCCUACCGGGCGCGCGAUGGCGCUCUGCGGGCGCUGAAGGACUGGCACGUGUGGGCGCUCCAGAACUUCGAUCCCGCGAUGGUGGACGCAGAUGGGGACGAUCCGGUCUGGGGGUCCAAGUUCUUUCGCGAGCGCAAGACCAUCUUCGACACCAUCGAUGGGUUCGACCUGGAUGCCAUUGCGACCCAUGAUCUGGCCUUUAUCUGGGGGACAACCAACAACAGCAUCAUCACCUCGUUCUGGACUGCGGUGGAAACCUUCCGCGACAGCCACCUGCUCGCCCAGGUGCGACAAGAGGCCGCAGCCUGCCGGAUCGACGACCCGGCGGCCGGCGGCCCCAACCAGCCGCCGCAGUUCGACAUGGAGAAACUGCUGCAGCAGCCGGUGCUGCAGGCCAUCUACGCGGAGACGCUGCGGCUGCGCAUCAGCGGAUACUUCGUGCGGCACCACUCCCAUGGCGACAUCCACAUCGACGGGUGGCGCAUCCCCAACAACCACCUCAUCCUCACGAGCCCGAUGCACGCGCACAUGGACCCCACCAUCUGGGCGGCCGAGCGGCCGGUCGACGAGUUCUGGCCGGGCCGGUUCCUGAAGCCCGGUGGCGGUGGCUGGGAGUUCACCACGGAGCGGGCCCAAGGCGCCUGGAUCCCCUACGGCGGCGGCUACCAUGCCUGCCCCGGCCGGCAUUUCGCCAAGAUGAUGAUCAUCUUCUCCACCGCGCUCUUGACCACCAUGUACGACUGCGAGAUUCUGGCGGACCCCAAGGAUCUGGAGAUGAGCAUGCGCAAUUUCGGCUUCGGAAUGUCCGGGCCCAAGGGUAAGGUGCCCGCGCGGCUGCGGCGGAGGGUAUAUUGA